AUGCCGCAUUCGAGUAGUCCGUGGAACGUCGAUAAAUUCAAGCUGGACAGGCUGCAGGAGCCUCUGCUUCGUCAUAAUCAACAACAACAACAACAACAAGAGCAGAACAGAGACAGAGCCAUGGUGAGUUCAAUACCAAUAGGGAGAUUUGGGAACGAACUGGACGCGAUGAGCCCGCCGUGGUUAAAGCCAAUGCUGACUGCAAACUACUUCAGGCAAUGUGAAAUUCACGGGAGGGCCAAUAAGAGCGAAUGCAACAUGUUCUGCUUGGAUUGCAUGGAAGAUGCUAUGUGCCCUUACUGUUUAAUUCAUCACAAGGAUCACCGCGUUGUUCAGAUAAGGCGGUCCUCAUACCAUGAUGUGGUGAGAGUGAAUGAGAUUCAGAAGUUCUUGGAUAUAUCGCACGUGCAGACAUACGUCAUCAACAGCGCAAAGGUUGUGUUUUUGAAUGAGAGGCCGCAGCCAAGGCCUGGAAAAGGGGUCACCAACACUUGUGAGAUUUGCUGCAGAAGCCUCCCCGACUCCUUUAGGUUCUGCUCCUUGGGUUGCAAGCUUAAAGGAAUAAAGCGCGGUGACGGUGAGCUCACAUUUACAGUGCUGAGGGCGAAGCACUACAGGGAUGGUUUCUAUGGCGGGUCAGAAUCGGAUGAAUCAACAACUCCAAAGAAGAUAGCAAGGACGGUGCACAUGUUCAGCCGUCUGAUGGAUGGCAAUGCAAUGAAAUACGGGGGCAGGACUCAUGGGGAGGGUACUAGCUCAAGUUCUGGUGAUGAGGAAGGCACUACCAAUAUGUCUCCGUCCACACCUCCCAUUUACAACCACAACAAUGCCAGAAGACGUAAGGGUAUACCUCACCGCGCACCCUUUUGA
Molecule: messenger RNA, 870 nt
Organism: Prunus armeniaca (apricot)
Lineage: Eukaryota; Viridiplantae; Streptophyta; Magnoliopsida; Rosales; Rosaceae
Source: the annotation of a GenBank genome assembly